GAUGUCACGCAAAGGAAAAAAAGAGCAAAGAAUCUUGGUGGAAAAUUGCAUUCCGGUUUUGUCUACGUGUUUUUCACAGCUUGGUGUCCGCGAAGCAAAAAAUAUAUUGGAUUUUCGGGUAAAAUACGGUCCGAUUGUGCGUUUUUGUGACAUUCUACGCAAUCCUCAUCAACCAGUUCAUCGUCGAAAGUCAUGUGCUAGUGGCGGUCGUCGGUCGCUAGUCGAAUAUUUCUGGGUUUUAGGUGAAGCGGCAGGAAGGUGUCCGUACUCUAAUCGAAGAUCAAAACAUGAAGUCCCCACUCGUCAUCAAUUCGCUGUGGUUUCUGCUGGUGGCCUGCCUGGUGUCGCUGGCUAAAUGCGAUGAGCACACUCAUACGUAUGAAGACCACGAAGAAGUGGUGCUCUGGAUGAACACCGUCGGACCGUACCACAACCGACAGGAAACCUAUGCGUACUUCUCGUUGCCGUUUUGUGUGGGAACAAAACAAACUAUCAGUCACUAUCACGAAACGAUGAGUGAAGCGCUGCAGGGAGUAGAACUGGAGUUUAGUGGGUAUGAGAUUGAUUUCAAAGACCCAAUUAGCCCGACUGAGAUUUGCAUGGUGGAACUAACCGAAAAGAAGCACAAAGCGUUUGUGUACGCAGUGAUGAACCAGUACUGGUACCAGAUGUACAUCGACGAUUUGCCCAUCUGGGGAGUGGUGGGCAAGGAAGACGACAAGAAGUAUUACAUUUACACGCACAAAAAGUUCGACAUUAGCUACAAUGGCAAACAGAUUGUGGACGUAACCUUGACGCCCGAAAAGAAAGAAUUGCUGAAGGUGGGCGCUAAGAUCAAAUUUACCUACGAGGUCAACUGGAAAUCUAGUAACGUCAAGUUUGAGGACCGUUUCGACAAGUAUCUGGAUCCAAACUUCUUCCAGCAUCGAAUCCAUUGGUUUAGUAUUUUCAACAGUUUCAUGAUGGUCAUCUUCCUUGUUGGAUUGGUGUCGAUGAUUUUGAUGCGCACGCUGAGGAAGGAUUAUGCCAGGUACAGCAAGGAUGAAGAAGCUGAUGAUAUGGAACGAGAUCUCGGUGAUGAAUACGGUUGGAAACAAAUUCACGGUGAUGUGUUCCGCCCGGCAUCGAAUGCCAUGUUGUUCUCCGCAAUGAUUGGAGCAGGGUACCAACUUACUUCGGUAGUUCUGUGUGUGAUUAGUUUUGCUAUUCUGGGAGAGCUAUAUACCGAACGUGGAUCAAUGCUUUCGACAACCAUCUUCGUGUACGCUGCAACCUCUCCCAUAAAUGGCUACUUUGGAGGUUCUCUGUAUGCUCGCAUGGGUGGCAAGCAGUGGAUCAAACAAAUGCUUCUAUCCGCGUUCAUCGUCCCGGCUCUUGUUUGCGGUACGGCAUUUUUCAUAAACUUCAUCGCCAUCUACUACCAUGCGUCGAGGGCGAUUCCAUUCGGAACUAUGGUUGCAGUCACAUGCAUUUGCAUCUUCGUGAUCCUCCCGUUGACGUUGAUAGGAACGAUUGUCGGUCGCAACCUGGAUGGUCAGCCAGACUACCCGUGUCGAGUGAACGCCGUUCCACGGCCCAUUCCAGAAAAGAAAUGGUUCAUGGAGCCGUUGGUGAUAAUUCUGCUGGGAGGAGUUUUACCUUUCGGAUCAAUCUUCAUUGAAAUGUACUUCAUCUUCACCUCGUUCUGGGCGUACAAGAUCUACUAUGUGUACGGUUUCAUGCUGUUGGUGUUCCUGAUUCUAAUUAUUGUGACCGUGUGCGUGACAAUCGUGUGCACGUACUUCCUGCUCAACGCUGAAGACUACCGAUGGCAGUGGACCAGUUUCAUGUCGGCGGCUUCAACGUCGAUUUACGUCUACAUCUAUUCGUUCUAUUAUUUCUUCUUCAAAACGAAAAUGUACGGCCUUUUCCAGACGGCGUUCUACUUCGGUUACAUGGCGCUGUUCUCCGGGGCGCUCGGCAUCAUCUGCGGUACGGUCGGCUACAUCGGCACGAACAUAUUCGUGCGGAAAAUUUAUUCCAAUGUAAAAAUUGACUAAUUUUAUUCCCGUGCAACUGUAAGCAAAGCAAACCCGGAUCCUCGAUUGAUUAGAUUUUUCUCCAUUAAUUAUUUGUUUUCUAUUUCCAAGUCUAUUUAGUAAUUGAUGAUUAAUUAUAUUAAUUACGUGUAUUAGCACCACUACAGCCAGUAGCAACUAAACGAUGGAAACAAACUGAUAGUAGAGCGCUAUUAGGUAAGGGAACCCCCACGCGAAUGUCACGAAACGCGAACAGAACAAGCCACAAAAUGCAAACGGAUCGAAUGAGGUUCCGACUAACGUUGACAUAACAAGCAAUGAUAAGAAAAAAUACUGUGUUUUAACUCUUAAGUUAUGUGUAAUGAAAAGUAACAAGCAGAACGAUCCUAGGGUUAUUAGGGUACUUCAUUUUUGCGUUAUGAUACAAGACUAUUAAGAAUCACUUUGAACUGAGAGGAUGUCAACCGCGCAUUCAUGUUAUAGUGAUAAUAAAAAAAGCACUGAGUACGGAACUUUGGAAAAGCUGCAGCAAAAAAAGAAGAUCCCGAUCCUGAAAGUGUGUAGUUAUUAUAUGAUUUACGAUGUAAGAGGGGAGAAGAAGGGGACGGAAGUACAUACAAGUAGGUAAAUUAUUGUAUUCUCAUGAAGGCUUCUUCUGUGUGUACUACAAACGAGCAGUUUUUAUUUGAGUAUGAAAUAGUGAAUCAAUAAACAACCAUUAAAAUAUCGAA
Molecule: messenger RNA, 2749 nt
Organism: Armigeres subalbatus
Lineage: Eukaryota; Metazoa; Arthropoda; Insecta; Diptera; Culicidae
Gene: TM9SF3
Product: transmembrane 9 superfamily member 3
Exons: 8
Coding region: 288-2039 (583 amino acids)
Biological process (GO): protein localization to membrane
Cellular component (GO): membrane
Source: RefSeq, a predicted model, not a curated record